This is a messenger RNA of Bombyx mori (domestic silkworm), 678 nucleotides long. RefSeq names its product ribosomal protein S8 (gene RpS8). Gene Ontology annotation, biological process: translation; maturation of SSU-rRNA from tricistronic rRNA transcript (SSU-rRNA, 5.8S rRNA, LSU-rRNA). The record is from RefSeq and is marked provisional. Gene Ontology annotation, cellular component: cytosolic small ribosomal subunit; ribosome. Lineage: Eukaryota; Metazoa; Arthropoda; Insecta; Lepidoptera; Bombycidae. Gene Ontology annotation, molecular function: structural constituent of ribosome.
UUUUUUGACCCAACUAAGAUGGGUAUUAGUCGGGAUCACUGGCAUAAGCGAAGGGCCACCGGUGGGAAACGUGCGCCCAUACGCAAGAAGAGGAAGUAUGAGUUAGGGCGUCCCGCUGCAAACACCAGGCUCGGCCCUCAGCGAAUCCACUCCGUUCGUUCACGUGGUGGAAAUACUAAGUACCGUGCGCUGCGUCUGGACACCGGUAACUUCUCUUGGGGAUCGGAAUGUUCAACUCGCAAAACCCGUAUCAUUGAUGUUGUGUAUAAUGCAUCUAACAAUGAAUUGGUGCGUACAAAGACCCUUGUCAAGAAUGCAAUUGUUGUAGUAGAUGCAACUCCAUUCAGGCAGUGGUAUGAGUCGCAUUAUACGUUGCCUCUUGGGAGGAAGAAGGGAGCGAAACUGACUGAGGCUGAGGAAGCUAUUAUCAACAAGAAGAGAAGUCAAAAGACAGCAAGAAAAUACUUGGCAAGGCAACGUCUUGCUAAGGUUGAGGGUGCUCUAGAAGAGCAAUUCCACACAGGGCGUUUGCUGGCUUGCGUGGCGAGUCGCCCAGGUCAGUGUGGUCGCGCCGAUGGUUACAUCUUAGAAGGCAAAGAACUCGAGUUCUAUCUAAGAAAGAUCAAGUCUAAGAGGGCGAAGUAAUAUGUGUAAUCUUAAAUAAACAUUAAAAAUCCA